GUAAUGAUUCACCCUAUUCAACAAUAAAAUCGAUAAGUUACAACAAACAUUUACUGACACAUUGCUUUCGCGAUAUACUCGAACACAUAAUACUGAAAUUGAAGCAGUUGUUAUGUUCAAAAUAAAUCUAUUAACGAUUGUGAACUUAAUCUGUGUUCAUUCUUGUACUGAUCACUACUGGAGAGAUUAUGAUGGUAGGAUACCCCAUGAUGCAAUAAAAGCUGGAUAUAACAAUAAUACCAAUUGUCCGUUAUACAUUGGACAAGCUUAUGUUCAUCACUAUGGUUUACUUUUGGGAACAAUCACUCCAGGUUCUAUGGAAAUUCACAUUCCAUGCUAUGGAGUGGUGAACACAAAAGUUAUUAUCAAGAUUCUCUGCUCUCCAGAUCCGUCAAAUUACAUUUGGUUACCAACAACUGCUGCCACUUUCAAAGAUGAUGUGGAAGGAGAAAUUCCGAUACUAGGAGGAUAUGACAGAAAGAACUGGGAAACAACUGGUUCUGAGGGCACUUUGAACAUCGGAAGGAUCAUGAAGGAUGGUCGCCCAAUCAUCAGUAAUAUAGGAGCCUACAGUAACUCCGACGUUUGGUUUUACUAUCCUUUUAAAGGGAAAGAACUGAGAGCGUCGCAGUAUGAAGUAAUGGUGUUUCGAGGUAUUUCCACAAAGUUGAAUGAAUUCCAAUUGGGGUGUUGAAAAUGGAGACUAGUUAUUCAAUUCAAAUGUUAUUGUUUGAUAUUCAUUUAUUUCAAUUUUAUAACCAACUUUCUCUCAAGAAUAUGAAACCAUGUUAAUUGUUUCAUUUAAUUCAUCUCUCUUCUGGAAACAUCCUGAAACUUAUUGAACAGUUGUAUAUGAAUGAAAUAAAAAAAAUCAUUGGACCAUUGAA
Molecule: messenger RNA, 887 nt
Organism: Leptinotarsa decemlineata (Colorado potato beetle)
Lineage: Eukaryota; Metazoa; Arthropoda; Insecta; Coleoptera; Chrysomelidae
Source: RefSeq, a predicted model, not a curated record